Molecule: messenger RNA, 1644 nt
Organism: Anopheles marshallii
Lineage: Eukaryota; Metazoa; Arthropoda; Insecta; Diptera; Culicidae
Product: zinc finger protein 675-like
Exons: 5
Coding region: 1-1644 (547 amino acids)
Cellular component (GO): nucleus
Molecular function (GO): zinc ion binding
Source: RefSeq, a predicted model, not a curated record
AUGUCGCUAGGAUUAUAUCUUACCAAGUUAUGGAGCUUAAACUACAGCCACGAAAUGUUCAAGGAACGGUUGAACGGUGUCGGUAACAUGGACAGCAGGAAUGCCAUUAACGACCCUAAUCAAUGUAGACUUUGUAUGCGGGUAUGUGACGACAGUUUUCUAGAAUAUAUCUUUACCGAUAAGGAAUAUAGCAUUGCUCACCAAAUAUUUGAAUGCACCUCGAUACGCGUAACCAAACAAGAUAAUCUUACCAAAAUAUGUAAGAACUGUGCCUCGCUUCUAUUCCUGACAACAGAGUUUCGCAACGCAUGCUUCAAAACCAAUCGCUUACUGAUGGAAGACUUCGUUAUUCUAGAGCUGGGUGACUGGGCCGCCGACAGAAAUCAACUCCUCCUUCGGGAGUGUGAAAAUUUCAUAGUAAGGCACAAGCAGCAAGUUGACUAUCUGUACGCCAGCAUUGUAACCAACAGUGAACAAUAUCUGGAAGGAUCGCUAGCAAUUGAAACGGAACUGUUCGGAGAGAAUGGACAGCAAGAGCGGAUGGAUAAGAAAAUUGGAACGGAAAAAGCAACGCUUCAGGACGCAAAGCCCGUCCCAGCUCGAUUAGAACAGUGCGAACCGGAUCCGGAGAUACUGAUGGAGAUUACAAAGUUCCUUGAAGAGCAAACACCCACCCAUCAAGAAAAUCGACACGAUCGUACACAGCACGUGCAAGAUCAUGCAAAACAAGCGAUGGAACUCCAUCGGUGCAGCCUUUGUUGCAUCGUAAGUGAUACUGUUGUUGGGCUAACGAACCAGCAGCAAAAUAUAGUUAGAGUGCUAAAUGUCGAACAUUCCAAGCAUAGUAAGCUUCGAUCGUGUAACGAAUGUUGUCUGCUGCUGGAUGUGAUAGAUAGCUUUCAAAAAAUUAUAUAUAACGCUCAAGAAUUAUCCCUGCACGAGCGGAGUUCUUGCGAAGCAUUGCAAUUUGAAAGUAUGGUGGAGUUGGAAAAAUGUUUAGUGGAAAAACUAAAACAUAAGCAGGAGGUAUUCAUAAGAUGGCAAAACAAAGUGCCUACGUUACAAGCUAGCGGAUUAAUAGUAAAUGAAACUGAACCAAUCGUUCCCAUAAAAAAAUCCUCCAAACGCACGAAGGUCACUUGCCAUAUUUGCGGUAAGCAGUACGACAACUGGAAACUAAAACCGCAUCUCAACGAACAUGCAAAUAUUCGUCCCUAUGCUUGUGAUCAGGAGGGUUGUAGCAGCACUUUUACCGGGUUGGUUUUGCUAAACCGUCAUAAAAAGUUGUGGCACACCGAUUAUUUCUACGCUGUGUGUAGUAUUUGUGGCAAAAAGUGUAAAACUCAGGGCAUUUACAAAACUCACUUAUCGUACCACGAAGAACCGAAACUGCCCUGUACAGUUUGCGGAAAGCUGAUGCGUAACAAACGUGCGAUAUGGAAGCACAUGAAAACGCAUAGUAACGAACGGAAACAUGUAUGCGGUGUGUGCAAUAAGAAGUUCACAAUUGCGUAUACGCUACGAGUGCAUAUGCGAAUUCAUACGAACGACAAACCGUAUCCUUGUGCGAAGUGUGAGAAACGGUUCCAAUAUAAAUGUUUGCUGAAAAACCACUACCAGAGAUACCAUAGCGAAGGCGACUAA